AUGGCUUUCUUUUUACGGCGCCCGUUCGCUGUGUCAUCGGCUCUUCGCCAGCUUCCCAAGGCUUCGAACACCGCUCGAUUCAUCCACAACUCCCCUCUCAAGCCCCAGGCACCCAAGGUCCAGGGAGCUUCGGCCUCGAUCUUCGCCAAGUCUCGUUCGUCCUUCCAAAAUGCAUUCCGCCGUACCUACAUGCAGCAGAGCUCCAGCACUGCUCAGGGCGGCAACAUGACCCAGAAAAUGGUGUAUGGCGCCGCCAUUGUCGGCGGUACCAUCUUGGCCACCAACUUCAUCUUUAACCGUGAGACGCGAGAGGAUGGCGGCAUGCCCGCUUAUGAGCGUAGCUUCCUGAACGAAACCUUCAUGCACACUGGCCUCGGUAUUGGUAUCAUUGGUGUUGCUGCGCGUGCUCUUCAUAUGAGCGGCUGGUCUUAUCGUCUCAUGGCUAUGAACCCUUGGCUCGUCAUGGGUGUCGGUCUCGUCGGCAGCAUCGGCUCCAUGUACGGAACUUUCUACACCUCUCCUGAUAACUACGUUGUGAAGUAUGGCUGCUGGACUCUGUUCAACCUCACCCAGGCUGCUCUUCUGUCCCCGCUCAUGUUCAUGCACCCCGCCAUCCUCGCCCGUGCUGGUCUCUACACCGUUGGUAUGAUGGGCUCCAUCGCUUUUGUUGGUGCCACCGCCAAGCAGGAGAAGUACCUGUACCUCGGUGGUCCUCUUCUUGCUGGUGUUGCCAUCGUUGCUCUUUCCGGUCUCGCCCCCAUGGUUCUCCCCGCUACUGCUGCUCGCACUCUGAUGUGGUCUGAGCGCCUCUGGCUUUACGGUGGUCUUGCUGUCUUCGGUGGCUUCACCCUGUAUGAUGUUCAGAAGAUUCUGCGCCACGCUCGUCUUGCUGAGCGCGGCGUGAUCAAGCGCGAUGUUGUCAAUGAGUCUGUCAGCCUUGAGUUGGACUUCAUUAACAUCUUCGUUCGCAUGGUCCAGAUUCUCGGCAUGCGCAACAACAGCCGUCGCUAA
This is a messenger RNA of Penicillium nucicola, 1011 nucleotides long. RefSeq names its product Bax Inhibitor family protein. Bases 1 to 1011 code for a protein of 336 amino acids. The transcript has 2 exons. The record is from RefSeq and is a predicted model, not a curated record. Gene Ontology annotation, cellular component: mitochondrial inner membrane. NCBI's taxonomy places the organism in Eukaryota, Fungi, Ascomycota, Eurotiomycetes, Eurotiales, Aspergillaceae.